CACUAAACGUGGGCUAGCUGGAGCCAAGGUACAAGAUCCAAAACUACAUUUUCAUGAGAAACUGAGGUGGUACCAGUUGAAGUUUAAAAUCUGUCUAGAGUAUCAUGGCUAAUAAAGGGAAAACUGAAUUUUUCCUGAUAUUUGUUGUUAUUGUGCCUAUUCAUUUACAAAGAUUAACUUUCAAGAAUGUGGUGACUGCUACAACCACUGGAACUACAGCCAACACAACAACUGCUCCAACAAGAACUACUAUGGUCAACACAACAUUAACCAACAGAACCACAGUCAACACAACUCCUGUAACCUUAACCAACAGAACCACAGUCAACACAAUAAAUCCUGCAACCCCAACUGACAGAACCACUGACUACACAACAACUCAUGCAACCCCAACUGACAGAACUACUGACAACACUAAUCCUGCAACCCCCAAUGACAGAACAUCUCCUGCAACCCCAACCAACAGAACCACAGUCAACACAAUAACCCCUGCAACACCAACCAACAGAAUCACUAAUGACACAAUAACUCCUACAACUCCAAUCGACAGAACCACAGUCAACACAAUAAACCCUGCAACCCCAACCAACAGAACCACAGUCAACACAACAACUCCUACAACCCCACCCAACAGAACCACUGAUUACACAUUAACUCCUACAACUCCAAUCGACAGAACCACAGUCAACACAAUAAACCCUGCAACUCCAACCAACAGAACGACAGUCAACACAACAACUCCUACAACCCCAACCGACAGUACCACAGUCAACACAAUAAAUCCUGCAACCACAACCGACAGUACCACAGUCAACACAAUAAAUCCUGCAACCACAACCGACAGUACCACAGUCAACACAAUAAAUCCUGCAACCCCAACCGACAAAACCACAGUCAACACAUUAAUUCCUGCAUCCACAACUGACAGAACCACAGACAACACAACAACUCCUACAACCCCAACCAACAAUACCAUAGUAAACACAAUAAAUCCUGCAACCCCAACUGACAGUACCACAGUCAACACAAUAAAUCUUGCAACCACAACCGACAAAACCACAGUCAAAACAAUAAAUCCUGCAACCACAACCGACAAAACCACAGUCAACACAUCAAUUCCUGCAUCCACAACUGACAGAACCACAGACAACACAACAACUCCUACAACCCCAACCAACAAUACCAUAGUAAACACAAUAACUCCUACAACUCCAAUCGACAGAACCACAGUCAACACAAUAAACCCUGCAACCCCAACCAACAGAACCACAGUCAACACAACAGCUCCUACAACCCCACCCAACAGAACCACUGAUUACACAUUAACUCCUACAACUCCAAUCGACAGAACCACAGUCAACACAAUAAACCCUGCAACUCCAACCAACAGAACGACAGUCAACACAACAACUCCUACAACCCCAACCGACAGUACCACAGUCAACACAAUAAAUCCUGCAACCACAACCGACAGUACCACAGUCAACACAAUAAAUCCUGCAACCACAACCGACAGUACCACAGUCAACACAAUAAAUCCUGCAACCCCAACCGACAAAACCACAGUCAACACAUUAAUUCCUGCAUCCACAACUGACAGAACCACAGACAACACAACAACUCCUACAACCCCAACCAACAAUACCAUAGUAAACACAAUAAAUCCUGCAACCCCAACUGACAGUACCACAGUCAACACAAUAAAUCUUGCAACCACAACCGACAAAACCACAGUCAAAACAAUAAAUCCUGCAACCACAACCGACAAAACCACAGUCAACACAUCAAUUCCUGCAUCCACAACUGACAGAACCACAGACAACACAACAACUCCUACAACCCCAACCAACAAUACCAUAGUAAACACAAUAAAUCCUGCAACCCCAACUGACAGUACCACAGUCAACACAAUAACUCCCACAUCCACAACUGACAGAACCACAGUCAACACAACAACUCCUACAACCCCACCCAACAGAACCACUGAUUACACAUUAACUCCUACAACUCCAAUCGACAGAACCACAGUCAACACAAUAAACCCUGCAACUCCAACCAACAGAACGACAGUCAACACAACAACUCCUACAACCCCAACCGACAGUACCACAGUCAACACAAUAAAUCCUGCAACCACAACCGACAGUACCACAGUCAACACAAUAAAUCCUGCAACCACAACUGACAGAACCACAGACAACACAACAAAUCCUGCAACCCCAACCGACAAAACCUCGGUCAACACAUUAAUUCCUGCAUCCACAACUGACAGAACCACAGACAACACAACAACUCCUACAACCACAACUGACAGAACUACAGACAACACAACAACUCCUACAACCCCAACCAACAAUACCAUAGUAAACACAACAACUCCUACAACUACAGGCAUUCAAGUGUUAAGCUUCUCAUUGACAAUAAAUGAAACUUUUGACUUUGCUCUGAACAGUCAAAGUAGUAACCAGUGGAAAACAUAUACACAGAAAAUUGAGGCUUCAAUUGAUAAAAGUUACAGAAACGUUUCUACCUACCAGGCCAACUCUGCAACAGUGACUGGCUUCAGGCCUGGCAGUGUAAUUGCAGAUUUCAAUAUUAAAGCAACAAGUUCUAACCCUAAUUUGGUGUUAGCCAACCAAGAACUUGUUAAAAUUCUCAAAUUAGACGGAUUUAAUGUGGACAAUAAUGCAAUCAGUAGAAGUGUAAAAGAUGGACUAUAUAACGGCAGUGGCAAUAUAUAUCCUGGAACAAAUUUCACACUGUCCUGCAAUAUUUUAUUAAGUAAUGCUACAACAUGGACCCUAAAUGGGAAUACCCUCCAGCCUUCAAAUAAAUAUGUAAUAAACAGCUAUCAGCUCACUGUAAACAAUGCCACUCCGAGUGACAGUGGUCAAUAUGCAUGCACAACUAUAGUAAACUCAAUGCCCUAUAUUAUCUGGCAAAGUGUUACAAUUCAGCCAUACCCAAAUUUCCAAGUGACGACUGAUAAAAUAGUAGAAUGUGCCGAUAUAGCACUUCCACUGCAGUGUUGUGUUCAGGAGAUUUAUCAAGUGAAUUGGAAUGUUGAUCCUGCAGCUUGCAUCCAAACUUCAACAGUCUCACAAGCAAGUUGCUUGUUAUGUAACUAUAUAAUUAACAAACAGAGCUGCCUGAAUAAUGACCAAGUAAUACAAGUCACAUGCCAACUAACAACACCAAUCAGUGGAGGUACUAACAAAGAGAGCUUUACAAUUACUGUAAGAAACAAAAAAUUUACAUGCUCUGAUAGUGUAUUUGGAUCUGGAAACCCAGGACAGCAAAGCACUGGUGAAUGUAACACAAACAUGGUUGGCACUCAAGUGGCUAUAUGUGAACCAUCAGGAUUCUGGAACAUCAUAGAAAACAACUGUGUUCUGGGUGUCAUUCAAAGUUUAAAAAAUCAAGCUGAGAAUUUACAGGUAUCAGACAUCCCACAAUUUAUGUCCAACAUCAGCAGUACUGCAACAUUACAAACUCAAAAUAUUGUUGGCUUUCCAGCAACCAUAACAACUAUUGCGCAAAUAUUGACAAUCAUUUCAAAUCUCUCACCAACAACUUUGAUCAGUGAAACCAUUAUGAAGGAUGUCCUAGACACAGUUGACAUCGUUGGAUCAGUUGGUGCACAGCACACAUGGGUGAUUAUAAAUGAAAACAAUGCAACCGUGAAUGCCAGUUCUGAACUUCUCAACUCAACUGAAAUCUUUGGACGCAGACUCUCGGACAAUAGCUUUAACAUAACAACAAACUUUACCUCUCUUAAUAAAGUUAACAUUACUUCCCCUUUUUCUGGAGAAUUUGGCAAAAACUUAACUACGCAAAUAAGUUUUCUGGAGAUUAUAGAACCAACUUUGAUCACAGUGAUAAUUUCCUCAGCUUUUAACAAUAUCUUACCUGCUCGAAAUCUGAACUACAAUGGCAGCAAUCAACCUGGCACCAGCAUCAAUGGAGAUGUAGUCCUGAUUGAAACAAACUCAACAAUUAACAACAUCUCCCUUUCAUUUAAGGUCAAAAACAAGAUGCUGGGCAAGCAGCAGUGUGUCUUUUGGAACUUUAAACUUUUGGAUGACACUGGGGGGUGGGACUCAACUGGAUGUCAACUUAAGUCAUUAGAAAAUGAAACUGAAAUAGUUACAUGUGAAUGCAAUCACACAACAUCUUUUUCAAUCCUGAUGUCACCAUUUACCCUGGAUAAAGACUUAGCCAUAAUAUUAGACUAUAUAACUUACACUGGCGUUGGCAUUUCAAUGGGCAGUUUGGUUUUGUGCCUCCUUAUUGAAAUCAUUAUAUGGAAAUCAGUGACAAGAAAUGACACAUCCUUCAUGCGGCAUGUCUUUGUAGUCAACAUUGCUCUCUCCCUACUGUGUGCAGACAUUUGCUUUAUCAUUGGAGCAGCGGUUGUUGACCAAGGCGAAGGUCCCUGCAUUACAGCCACAUUCUUCAUGCAAUUUUUUUAUCUUGCCCUUUUCUUCUGGAUGUUGUUGUCCGCACUCUUGCUCCUCUACCGCACCCUUAUGGUCUUUUCCAGAAUAAGCAGAGGUGCAAUGAUGGCCAUAGCCUUUACUGUUGGCUAUGGAGCUCCAUUAAUCAUAGCUGUUAUUACUGUGGCAUCUACAGCUGGCAAAAAUGGAUAUAUCGAAAAGAAAUACAAUUGUUGGCUAAACUGGAGUCAAACAAAGGCCCUCUUGGCAUUUGUGAUUCCUGCUCUGACUAUUGUAGGUAUAAACCUCCUUGUGCUUAUUAUGGUUCUUUGUAAAAUGUUCAGAAGAGGAGUAAAUGCUUCUACGCUGCCAAAUGAGAAACAUCCCUUACUGGUCAUUGCCAGAUGUGUGGGAAUUUUAACACCUCUCUUUGGUCUAACGUGGGGAUUUGGCAUUGGGACCCUGGUGUCAUCGGACUUCGGGAUUCAUGUGGUGUUCACAUUCCUUAAUUCACUGCAGGGUUUCUUUAUUUUGCUGUUCGGAACGUUACUGGAUAGUAAGGUCCAAGAAGCAUUAGCAGCAAAGGUUUUUUUGUUAAAAAACUUGAGAUCAACCCCUACCAAGACCAUGAGUGCAGGACCAUCAUCUUCAAGUGGACUUAUUUCCACAUUGAGGUUACGGAAGAGAUAUGUGUACAAUGUGUCGGAAAUGGAACUUUUGUCUUUAAGAAACUCAAAUGCACCAGCUGACAGUAAAUCCUCCACACCAACAGUAUAGGACUGUUUAAUCAUAAACCUUACUAUACA
Messenger RNA from Clarias gariepinus (North African catfish), 5242 nucleotides. Its product is annotated as adhesion G protein-coupled receptor F5-like. Gene Ontology annotation, biological process: cell surface receptor signaling pathway; G protein-coupled receptor signaling pathway. NCBI's taxonomy places the organism in Eukaryota, Metazoa, Chordata, Actinopteri, Siluriformes, Clariidae. The transcript has 17 exons. Gene Ontology annotation, cellular component: membrane. The record is from RefSeq and is a predicted model, not a curated record. The coding region runs from base 105 to 5213 and encodes 1702 amino acids. Gene Ontology annotation, molecular function: G protein-coupled receptor activity.